AUGGAUUAAUCUGAUGAGACUGAGGUAUUUUGUCAAUACUUCUGUUAGAUAACCUUAUAAGUUUGUGAUCCAAAAGUAACCCCAGGAAUAAAUAAAUAUAUUGUGUACACAGUGAAAGGAAUGGAUAAAAAUGGAUAAUUUGAUGUUCAGAGAAGAUUUAGUGAUUUUAAGACUAUUCGAUCAUUUCUUUUGACAAAAUGGCCAGGAUGCUAUAUACCACCUGUUCCACCAAGAAAAGCUUUUGUAUUAAAUUUUCUUAAGCUGUGUAGGGUAAUAUGGAAUAAUAAUUUAUUGAUGAACGAAGGCUGAUGCUCGAAGAUUUUCUAAAGAAAAUAGCAACUCUCAAAUAUUUAUGGUAUUCAGAAGAAUUUUAAAUUUUCUUAAAAACUCCUGGUGAAAUUGAAAAAGUAUUUUUUGACGUCAUACAAGGCUUUGUUAUCUAUUCCUAAAAUAACAAAUGAUGAGAUUAUCAAUAAAUAUCAAGAAUCAUUCUCAGAAUUAUCUGGUGUAAACUAUUAAAAAUUAUUCACUUCUAGAAAGAAAUUAAUAGAGAGAUUAUUUAGAAAAUUAACGAUUUUAAAGCAUAUAUAAAGAAAAUUUAGCCAAUGGUAUAAAAUUUUAAGUAAAUUGCAAAAAAUAUCGCUGAAGCCAAAUCAGCUCAUUAAACAUCGUUAAUUCAUUUCAUAACAAUAUUUGUUCCAGAAUAUGAAAAUAAUGUUUUGUUGGAAUAUGCUGAACAAAAAGAGAAAUUGAUAUUUGCUAAUUUAAUACAGAAUGAAGAGGUUAAAGGUUUGAUUAAUUAGUAUGUAAUACAUUAUUUAAGAUUAUUUAGUGUGACCUAUUAAAAGAUCCUAAAUUUUAAUAGCUAUAUUAGGAAGUUAGAAAGGAGGGUAAAUAGUUGAAAGUAAUUUGAAUUGUUGAAUAUUAAAGGCAUUUCUUGAAACAUUUGAAGAGAGAGAAAAGUAUGAGUAAUAGAAAGCAAAUGCAGAGUAGCGUUAAAAAGAGUUAUAAUUGCAAUUAUAAGAGGUUUUAGCAGGCAAGACUACAAUUAGAACAUUGUUUUCUAAAGGGAAAAAAGAAGACAAUGUUGCUAAACUCUAAUAACAAAUUGCUGAAGUAGGGAAGGAAAUUGAAAGUUAUCAAUUUAUUUGUGAUAUAUUAACUGUACUUGUUGGAUAUGUAGAAAUUGAUAAAUUUAAAGGGGAAAAGCAGUAUCAAUAUUACUGCAUGAUUAAGAAUAUUAUUUCUUAUGAAAUUAGUCUGUCUUAAAUUGCAGAAUAAUUUUGGAGCAAGGUUUCAGAAAGUGAAAAUAUGCUAUAAUAAUAUUGA
This is a messenger RNA of Paramecium pentaurelia, 1329 nucleotides long. NCBI's taxonomy places the organism in Eukaryota, Ciliophora, Oligohymenophorea, Peniculida, Parameciidae. The record is from the annotation of a GenBank genome assembly.